AUGGAGUCAGCUUCGGUUCCGUCGCCAGUGCUACCCUCACCAUCGAUCCAACGCCUUCCGAACGAGCUCCUUGUUCAGAUUUUCAGCUUCCUCGACUCGCCGUCAAAUCUUCAAGAAAGGCUUCGUGAGGACACUGUUAAAAUCGCUCGGCCGAUCGAUGCCCGAGCCGACACACCUAUCAAGAACGCUUCCCUCGUGUGUCGCCUAUGGAGACAGCUAGUGUUGCACUUCCUCUUCCGACAUGUCGUUUGGUCCUUCCAGCGGUUCUACAAACCAAAAAGUGGUAACAUUCGCUCUCAGAUCCAAAUCCUAGACUUUCUGAAGCACAAUGGUUUGUCAAGGGAUGUGGAGAAUUUCACCAUCCUCAUGGAUCCCCCGAAGGAAGCGGGAGGCUUCAGAUACGCCGACGGCCAGUUCUGGGGUCUCCUGCCGCCGGACGACUACCCCACUCAGCCACCAAAGUCUUGGAAUCUCCUCUGGUCUGUCGUCCCUACCGAAUCGCUGCAGUUUUCAUCGACCCUGCGUCCCGUUUCCGCGGACGGGUUGAGUGCAAGAGACUCAAAUGCAUCUCCACAGCGACUUUGGGAUAAUAAUUGGUUGUGGCAAACCAUAUUCGGGGAGCUUGAUCCGCUUCGAGUCACCUUGAUCGGCUCCGUGGAUAUCAUUUCUUCGCUUUUGAGUCGGAGUGUAGAUUUGACAAGCGAGUUGGCGUUCAAUAGCCACUAUCAUGUCUUGUCACUUUCACGUACAUCCCGUUCCGUUGCACACCCUGGCAAUUUAGUCAGCGCCCUUGGCCUCUUGCCGCCCCACGACCAGGGUAUAGCUGGAAGCCCGAUUCCUAGUGAUUUAUUCAGCAUUCGAGAUUGGACUUCGUUGCUCGUCAAUGAAGGAUCAUUUGUCCCUGUGUACUCAACUUACGAGUUCUUCCACUACUCGCUGCCAACUCUCUUACCUGUCAUUCUAAGCCCCAAAGACUCGUCCUUCACCGGCCUUCAGAAGACACUCCGCUCGUUCUCCUACAUCGGUACGUUCCCGCUCUCCCGUCACAUUCGGGACGUCGUGAUCCCGUACUGCCCACCCGUCGAACACCUCUACAUACAGAUCAUGCCCAGAGCACUGGACUUCUGGCCCAGCGACAAACUUGCCCACAUCGACAUUGCCGACCUGUGGCUGGAGUGCGACACUGCAUACUCGUUGAUCAUGCGCGAGGUCUUCGGCCCGGAUGCGGAACUAGGCUUGAAAAGUGUCCAAGUUUUUGAGAGCGGCGAUGCCGCUACCGAAGAGGCCUGGAGCAUGGCGAUGCAGUAUGUCCAAAUACAUGGCCUCCGAGGCUGGAAGAUGAAGCGGGACGGCUACUUUGUACGAGAGACUGUGGAUUACCCAUCUGAGGUGCUGAUCUAG
Molecule: messenger RNA, 1401 nt
Organism: Ilyonectria robusta
Lineage: Eukaryota; Fungi; Ascomycota; Sordariomycetes; Hypocreales; Nectriaceae
Exons: 1
Coding region: 1-1401 (466 amino acids)
Molecular function (GO): protein binding
Source: RefSeq, a predicted model, not a curated record